Molecule: messenger RNA, 732 nt
Organism: Closterium sp. Yama58-4
Lineage: Eukaryota; Viridiplantae; Streptophyta; Zygnematophyceae; Desmidiales; Closteriaceae
Source: the annotation of a GenBank genome assembly
AUGGCGAAGCAAGCAGUGCUGGCUCUGUGCCUGGCGGCGCUGGUGCUGGCGGCGAGCGCCGGCGACCCGUUCAGUGCGGCGAACAACAAGCCGGUGAACGUGGCGCAGGAGCAGGCGAGUGACCCUACUGGGGCCGUCUCAGAUGUGAGCCCUGCAAUCGUGAAGCAAGCUACGACGGGCGACGCGGCGGGUAUCACCGUGGUGUCGACGGCAACCGACUCGAUGCUGUUCGCGGACGCUAAGUCGGCCGGGUGGAACAAGAUGAAGUGCCACGCGGAGCUGAAGCCGCACGCUGGUGCGUGCACGCCCUCCAACUGCAGCAAGGGCGGCAUUCCCGCCAAGUGGAAGACGUCGAACCUGCUCAAGAACAAGAUCGGUAUCGAGGUGUACGUGAAGGGUAACCCGCUGACGGUCAAGAAGGCGUCCCCUCAGACGUGCUGCAACACGUGCGCGUCGUCCAAGGGGUGCACGUACUGGCAGUACAUUCCCGACAUCACUUUGGACGGCAAGAAGACGGACGGCGCGUGCUAUCUCGUCAAGGACGAGAUCGACUACACGUGCGGCGAGCUGAUCGCGCAAUACGCGACGGAGACGAAGCCCAUCCACCUGCAGGCCCUCAGAUUGGUUUCAGGGUAUGCUGAUGGAUCAGCGUGCCCUGCCCAAAUUAGUGACCAAAUCAGCGUUGGGGGUCAAGUUUAUGCUGAUUUUGUCAUGGUAGGUUUCAUUGCAUAA